AUGGGCUCCUUCUUGUACUUGAACCUCGGAGUUCCCAAGACUCUAAUUUAUUCUGCUGUUUUGGAAGUUUUGGAAGCUACAACAAGAUUGAUGGCUGCAGCGAAUCCCCAGUUCCCAACAACGGGAGCAAGUGAGGAGUUGCGGAAGCCGCCGGUUACGCCCUGGAUGAUUGAAACUCCUCCUAUUAAAUUGGAUACUGGUAAUUCGUCGAUUGCUAUAGGGCUAGAAGGUGCUGGAAGAAGUGGAAAGCUGGUAGAUAAGACGUUCAGGCCCACCGGGCGAGUGAUUAUGAGUCUUGUGAAAUGGAGAAAGGAAAGGAAAACUGGCAGCCUAGUACGUAGUACUACUGCUUCGUAGAGUGGAUGGGGUUGUGGCUAUGGAGUUGUGGCUAUUUCCGAACUCUUCCACCUGGUCGUAUGCUCUCUACAUCUGGAGAGUUCAUCCACUGGCCAAGUUCGGAACAUCGGAAUCCAAAUCCAAUUACUACUAUGCCGAGCACAUUUCUUGCUGCCUGAACGUCAUCUGAGAACCCCCUCAUAGUUUCAUCCAAGGCUCAGAUCCAAUGAGAGCAAAUCCAUUCCAGUAGAUCGACUGCCCCUCGAUCCGGAAGCAUCCAAUGGAUGUGUCUAACGUGAGAUUCACUCGGGCAAAGACGACAACGGAGGGGCUAUGGAUCACUGCCUCGCUGUCCCUGCUUCAGCCCUGUAACCCCCCACCCCCGGAGUAAGUCAACAUGUCAAUGAAUAACCGUAAA
This is a messenger RNA of Aspergillus eucalypticola CBS 122712, 754 nucleotides long. RefSeq lists its product as uncharacterized. NCBI's taxonomy places the organism in Eukaryota, Fungi, Ascomycota, Eurotiomycetes, Eurotiales, Aspergillaceae. The transcript has a single exon. The record is from RefSeq and is a predicted model, not a curated record. Bases 1 to 357 code for a protein of 118 amino acids.